AUGGGAAGUGAUGAGACAGAAAUUCCAUCAGCACCUGGAUGGUCCUCGGUCGGGGCUGCUUGCCGCGAAAAGAAGUUCAAGCCACCGCAUGGUCCAGGGUCCGAUUGUGGAGAGGACACUAGACCAGUCACGGUUAGGUUGAGCGGUGGCGGAGUGUUUGGAGCGCUGCGGCGUACACUUCCGGCUUUCAAUGCUACCGAAGCAUUCACGUGUCGCAAGAGCGUGCACAACAAGGCACAGUCUGGAUACAAGUCUGUUCGCCAGUCUCCGUUCCUGACUGCCUUCCGUGCUCGUGCUGCUUCGACAAGACAGCAAUCGACAGCAGCUCCUUCCCCGUCACCCCUCUCCGAGUUGAGCAAGACCAUUGGUCAGACCUCGGCUUCGGCCAAGCACACGAUCGGUCAAAAAGCUUCGGCUCCUGCUAGAAAUAAGUAUUUCCCCGAACAAUCGGACAAGAAGGUGGGCUACUGGUUGCUCGCAAGUUCUGCCAGUGUCUUUGGUAUCGUCAUCUUUGGUGGUCUCACCAGACUGACCGAAUCUGGACUGAGUAUCACCGAAUGGCGCCCUGUCACCGGCUCUCUCCCUCCCAUGAACGCCGAGAAGUGGGAAUCCGAAUUCGCCCUCUACCGUGCCUCGCCCGAGUUCAAGCUUCUCAACCCUCGUAUGACUUUGGAAGAAUUUAAACAAAUCUACUGGAUGGAAUGGAUUCACAGGCUGUGGGGUCGUUUCAUUGGCAUCACCUUCCUGCUCCCUACCGCCUACUUCAUCGCCCGUCGCCGUGUCUCUGCCGGCAUGGCUCUCAAGCUUACCGGUAUUUGCGGUUUGAUCGGAUUCCAGGGUGUGAUCGGUUGGUGGAUGGUCGCAAGUGGUCUCAAGGAUGAUUUGUUUGCUCCUGGAAGCCACCCUCGCGUCAGUCAGUACCGUCUGACUGCUCAUUUGGGCACCGCUUUCAUCUGCUACCUUGCCAUGUUCUGGAAUGCUUUGUCCAUCUUCCGUGAGAACCGUCUCUUGGCCAAGCCAGAAAAGGCUCAAACCUUGCUCAAGCAGAUGAUGGUCCCUGAACUCAAGUUCUUCCGCCGCAGUGUCGGUGCUCUUCUUGUCUUGGUCUUUGUUACUGCCAUGUCCGGAGGCCUUGUCGCUGGUCUGGAUGCUGGUCUCAUCUACAACGAAUUCCCCUACAUGGGUCUUGGUCUGACACCGCCCAAGAAAGAGCUGUUUGACACUUUCUACAGCCACGUUCCUGACAACUCUGAUCUUGUAUGGCGUAACGCCCUCGAGAACCCUUCUCUCGUUCAGCUCGACCAUCGCAUUCUGGCAACUACCACCUUCACCGCUGUUAUGGCUCUCUGGGCUUAUACUCGUUUCAACCCUCGCGUCCGUCAUUUCCUGACUCCUGACGCAAAGAAGGGCAUGCGUGGUGUUGUCCACCUCGUCUGGUUGCAGGUCGCUCUCGGCAUCUCCACUCUGCUUUACAUGGUCCCCACUCCUUUGGCCUCUAUGCACCAAGCAGGUGCGCUGGCUUUGUUGACUGGCACUAUCGCUCUCGGCAGCCGUGUCUGGUACCCCAAACGUGCCGCCAAGCUCGUCGCUCAAAGACUUGCUCAGAGUGCUUCUCCCCCUUCGGCCAUUGCUAAGCGAGGCCCUGGCGCCAUGCUUGCCGCCCGCACAGGUUUGCCCGCCCGCUCGUAG
Messenger RNA from Aureobasidium namibiae CBS 147.97, 1689 nucleotides. RefSeq names its product cytochrome c oxidase assembly protein. Gene Ontology annotation, cellular component: mitochondrial inner membrane. Gene Ontology annotation, biological process: heme A biosynthetic process. The record is from RefSeq and is a predicted model, not a curated record. The transcript has 3 exons. NCBI's taxonomy places the organism in Eukaryota, Fungi, Ascomycota, Dothideomycetes, Dothideales, Saccotheciaceae. Gene Ontology annotation, molecular function: oxidoreductase activity, acting on NAD(P)H, heme protein as acceptor. The coding region runs from base 1 to 1689 and encodes 562 amino acids.